This is a messenger RNA of Brachypodium distachyon (stiff brome), 1520 nucleotides long. Its product is annotated as rust resistance kinase Lr10. The record is from RefSeq and is a predicted model, not a curated record. Gene Ontology annotation, biological process: protein phosphorylation. The coding region runs from base 205 to 1329 and encodes 374 amino acids. Gene Ontology annotation, molecular function: ATP binding; protein kinase activity. The transcript is spliced from 2 exons. Lineage: Eukaryota; Viridiplantae; Streptophyta; Magnoliopsida; Poales; Poaceae.
GCUCCAAGUAUCCGAGUAUCCUAGCUUUCUUCCUGUCUGUUAAUGAGUUGCCCAUGGUCAAUCGAUCAACAUGACGCUUAGCGGUGGCGCCAUUGCCGUAUCAAUCAUUUUGCUUAACAACCGCAAGUUGGAGUGAUCACGGCUGGCAUAAUAACGGUGGUGGUCACAAUUGCAAUAUACAAUUGCUCCAAGGCCAAGGUGGACAUGGAAAUGUAUUUGCAGCGGGAAGACAAGGGCGGUCGCCAGAACGUGCCACUCGCCGGCACCGCGGACGUCGAGAUGGGGAGCAUGAGCGUCUUCAUCCAGGGUGUCCAGAACGAGCGGCCCGUCCGGUUUACCUCGCAGCAGCUGCACUCCUUUACCCGGGGCAUCGCUCACAAGAUCGGCUCCGGGGGCUUUGGCGCCGUGUACAAGGGCAGGUUCCCCAACGGCACGCCGGUGGCUGUCAAGGUGCUCGACAGCACGCUCGGAAGGCGUGCCGAGGAGCGGUUCAUGGCGGAGGUGGGCACCAUCGGAAGGACGUACCACAUCAACCUCGUUCGCCUCUGCGGCUUCUGCUUCGACGUGUCGGUGAAGGCGCUCGUGUACGAGUACAUGGAGAACGGCUCGCUGGACCGGCACCUCUUCGGAUCGCCGCUGGAGAGGGGCACCGUCGACAUCGGGUUCAACAAGCUCCACGAGAUCGCCGUCGGGAUGGCCAAGGCGGUGCGGUACCUCCACGAGGAGUGCGCGCAGCGGAUCGUCCGCUACGACAUCAAGCCGGAGAACGUGCUCCUCGGGGCCGACAUGGCGCCCAAGGUGUCCGACUUCGGGCUGGCCAAGCUCUGCGACAGGGAGGACACCCACCUGACCAUCACGGGCGCACGGGGCACUCCAGGGUACGCGGCGCCCGAGCUGUGGAUGCCGCUCCCCGUGACCCACAAGUGUGACGUGUACAGCUACGGGAUGCUGUUGUUCGAGAUGCUCGGGAGGCGGCGCAACCUGGAGCUUGGGGUGAAUGGUCGGGAGAGCCAGGAGUGGUACCCGAGGUGGGUGUGGCACCGGGUCGAGGCCGGCGAGACCGACGCCGUGUUGGCGCGUGCAUUGGAGGCCGGGGAUGUGGAGGACAUGGAGAAGGCGGCGAGGAUGUGUAAGGUGGCCUUGUGGUGCGUGCAGUGCCGCCCCGAGGACAGGCCGUCCAUGGGCAACGUCGUGCAAAUGCUGGAGGGGGAUGAAGAGAUCGCCACGCCGGGUAACCCGUUCGCGCACCUGGCGGCCUACAAUGCCGGGACAUUGUCGGGGGACACCACCAUGGAAUCGUACGGUUCUUCAGGUUUCACCGGUAGAUAGAAGGUACCGCUCUGUUCUUUUGCGGAAAGAUGUUGGAGGGUAUUAUCAUCCUGUGCGUUUUUCAUGUAACUGUCUUGGUGGCUUCCAGUUAUCGACCAAAACACCCACAAAGAAAUAAGGUAGGUUUGGGGCUUGAGCCUAUGAUCAUGUAUCAAACUGAUAAGACUCUGAUGUAUUGUGGUUUCAAAUCA